AUGAGCAACCUAGCUCAAGAUCCCGCUAUGAUUGUAAAUGGACGUCUUACUAGUGCGGCGAGGGCGGUGAACGAGCGUCGCAACAUUUUCGAGGAUGUUGUUGCAGAAGAAAAUGUAUUCCAGUUUAUUGGCUCUGCAAACAGCCAUACAACGAUUGCACGAAAAGUAACAGCCAAAACAAACGCGAGCCAGUGUCUGGGGGAUGCAUCCGACACUACAAUCCAGCAAAUCUCAAGCGACCGUAGUAGCAUCCCGGUGAAGAAACAGAAUCUUCCCCUUGGAAAACAGUCGGGCAAUUUCGAAAGGAUUGGCCGCACAGUACAUUAG
Molecule: messenger RNA, 327 nt
Organism: Penicillium angulare
Lineage: Eukaryota; Fungi; Ascomycota; Eurotiomycetes; Eurotiales; Aspergillaceae
Exons: 1
Coding region: 1-327 (108 amino acids)
Source: RefSeq, a predicted model, not a curated record